This is a messenger RNA of Sebastes umbrosus (honeycomb rockfish), 2231 nucleotides long. It is a transcript of the gene txlng, whose product is annotated as taxilin gamma. Lineage: Eukaryota; Metazoa; Chordata; Actinopteri; Perciformes; Sebastidae. Gene Ontology annotation, biological process: regulation of cell cycle. The coding region runs from base 122 to 1630 and encodes 502 amino acids. Gene Ontology annotation, molecular function: syntaxin binding. The transcript has 11 exons. The record is from RefSeq and is a predicted model, not a curated record.
GCUAGCUUGAUCACCUCGUCCUGCUUCAUCCAGUGUAGAAACACAGGCAGGUAAACCUCUCUAGCUUCUUCACCAACCUAUCUGAUUUUACACAACUUCAAUACGCUUGUGAUCAGCACUAAUGGAGACAACAGGAGUUUGUGAGAUUGAUGUGGCGACCAGAAGAAUCGUGGGAGGUAGUGACUCUCCACCCGACCUGGACAGCCCAUGUCAGGAGGAGGUUGCAGGCUUUGGUUUGGGGUUGUGCUGUGCUGAGGAGGUGAGGGGAGAAACUCCAGGCAGAGAGGACAGUCCCAGCGACCUGGGGGAGGCAGAGCUCGACCCCGGAGGAGACCUCAAGGCAGAGGACCAGGCUUUUGGGAAGGAGGUUGCUCUUUUGAUGCACGCCCUGAACUCCCUGGCUACUCCUGAGGAGAAACUAGCGGCUUUGUGCAAGAAAUAUGCCGACCUGUUGGAGGAGAGCCGCUGCAUGCAGAAGCGGCUGAAAGCACUGCAGAAGAAACAGUCUCAGAUAGUGAAGGAGAAGAUCCACCUGCAGGGGGAGCACAGCAAGGCCAUCCUGGCCCGCAGCAAGCUGGAGAGCCUCUGUAGGGAGCUGCAGAGACACAACAAGACACUGAAGGACGAAAACGCCCAGCGGUCCAGGGAGUACGAGGAGCAGCGGAAGGAGGCCAUGCUUCACUUCCAGAUGACCUUGACCGACAUCGAGGUGCAGAUGGAACAGCAUAGCUCCCACAACACCAAGCUGAGGCAGGAGAACAUGGAGCUGGCCGAGAAGCUCAAAAAGCUCAUCGAGCAGUACGAGCUCCGAGAGGAGCACAUAGACAAGGUGUUCAAGCACAAGGAGCUGCAGCAGCAGCUGAUGGACGCCAAGCUGCAGAGAAUCACCGAGAUGAUGAGAGAGGUGGAGGAGAAGCAGCAAAGAGAGAGAGACUUUCUGCUGAAGGACGCCACGGAGUCCAGACGCAAGUGUGAGCUGAUGAAGGAGCAAGAAACACAGCUCAAACAACAGCUCUCGCUGUACAUGGACAAGUUUGAGGAGUUUCAGAGCACUCUGGCUAAAAGCAACGAAGUCUUCACCACCUUCAGACAGGAGAUGGAGAAGAUGACGAAGAAGAUCAAGAAGCUGGAGAAGGAGACGACACAGUGGAGGACCAAAUGGGAGAGCAACAACCAGGCCCUGCUGCAGAUGGCCGAGGAGAAAACUCUGCGUGACGGCCACUUCAAGGCCCUGCAGGGGAAGCUGGAGCUGCUGGAGAGGCUGUGCAGAGCCCUUCAGAAGGAGAGGAACGACCUCAACAACCAGCUCAGCCUCCUCCAGGAGCAGGAGCAGGUAGACAAAGACAAAGACAAAGGGACCACAGCACCUCCUGAAGACCAGCCACGGGAGCCCUCCCCCGGGGAGGAAGACGGCGGCGAUGAUGACGUGGCGGAGAAGGAUGAGGAGGAGGAGGCAGAAGAGGAAGAUGAGGAGGGCUUGGCUCAGGGUGACGUGCUGGAGACGGAGGGCAUCCACCAAGCCUCCAGACCUCCUGAACUGGACCCCACACCGGCUGCUACUGACACAACCACUACUGCUACGACGACGCCCAGCCAGCCUGCAGAGACACCGACCUCACAGCAGGACUGAACGAGCCUCUGCCGCCUCUCUCUGUGUGUGUAGGUGUGAAGGGUGUCAUCACACACCUCCAGCCGAGUUCCAUAACUAGCCAGAAAAACCAUCUUGGAUGGGGAUAGAGAUUUCUUUUCUUUUUUUUUUAAUUCUAGACAGAAACUGAACCCAUACAGUAUCUUUUUUUUUUGUGCGAUAGUUAAAGAGGAAUAAAAUGAUUGUAUCGAGGAUUCUAUUCUAAAACUUUUGCCCACGUUUACAUUGGUUGUAAUAAUUGGCUUUAUGGUGAGCACUUAGUACUCCCUGUUUUCUACCAUAACUGUAUUUUCAUAGGAAAUUUCCAUGCAGUCAAAUUGGCCGUUUUCUUUCUCUCUUCACACGGCCUCUCCCUGUAGUGUCACAUGUCUCAUUUGGAAACUCUAGUUUGAUUAAAUUCAACAGUGGGAACAUCACAUGCAUAUUGUCACAGGUCACUUUUUCUUAACGUAGCCUUACUGUCGGCAUGUGAUCUGGAAACAUGGAAGAGGAAAUGGGAGUCAGAGUGUAGAACAAGUCAGAGCUUGAGCUUAUUUCACGUCUGUGUUCGGCUGCAGGGUAUUAAAUAUUUUUGAUCACGUCA